CUUCCUUUAGAAUAUUCCUGUGACUUUUAUACUGUACUAUUUUCGGUACAAUUUAAUACAAGGCGUACUUGGGUCUGUCUUUAGCCCACCAUGUCUGUCAAAUUCCAAGAAGAGACCAUCCGCACCGUCACUGGCGGCAAGCCAGAGGACCUGGUGCACCGCGUCGGUGAGCGAUUGACCGGUGGACACACUACUGCCGGCUACCUCGCGGCCUACCUCAAGCAGCUCCAGCACAACCCGCUGCGCACCAAGAUGCUCACCUCGGGUGUGCUCUCUGGUCUUCAAGAACUCCUCGCCUCCUACCUGGCCCACGAUGUCGGCAAGCAUGGCCACUACUUCUCCUCGCGCAUCCCCAAGAUGUCGCUCUACGGCAUGUUCAUCGCCGCACCCCUCGGCCACGUCCUCAUCGGAAUCUUGCAGAAGAUCUUCGCCGGCCGCACCAGCCUUAAGGCCAAGAUCCUCCAGAUCUUGGUCAGCAACUUGAUUAUCUCUCCCAUCCAGAACUCCGUCUACCUGUGCUCGAUGGCGAUCAUCGCUGGUGCGCGUACCUUCCACCAGGUUCGCGCUACUGUUCGCGCCGGCUUCAUGCCCGUCAUGAAGGUCAGCUGGGUUACCUCCCCGCUGGCUCUGGCCUUCGCCCAGAAGUUCCUCCCCGAGCACACCUGGGUGCCCUUCUUCAACAUCACCGGUUUCUUCAUUGGAACCUAUGUUAACACCCACACCAAGAAGAAGCGUCUGGAAGCUCUGCGCAAGCGUUACGACCAGCGCGACCAGCGCCGUGACUACGAGAAGCGCGACUACCCUUAGAGGAUUGAGUCCCUUCCCUGCAGAACAAACUUCUAAUAUGGAGUCGAGUCCUCCCGCGCCGAAUUGAGCUGGAUUCGUACAGUACAGCGUACAUUCGAUUCUUUCUGCAGAUAUCUAUUCCCCCUUUCUUUUGUGUGAUGUCUUUUUUUAUGUCUCUGGUGUUUGAUUCUGUGUAAACAUCUGCAUCUCGGUAUGCGUCAAAUAUCUUUCUCAACUGAUGUUAUUUCAAUCUUACGACGAAUGGAAUUCCCAAUUACUUUAUAAUCAUUGGCGC
Molecule: messenger RNA, 1081 nt
Organism: Penicillium pulvis
Lineage: Eukaryota; Fungi; Ascomycota; Eurotiomycetes; Eurotiales; Aspergillaceae
Product: Mpv17/PMP22 family protein
Exons: 5
Coding region: 91-807 (238 amino acids)
Cellular component (GO): cytoplasm; membrane
Source: RefSeq, a predicted model, not a curated record